This is a messenger RNA of Cydia fagiglandana, 5158 nucleotides long. It is a transcript of the gene ATP8B, whose product is annotated as probable phospholipid-transporting ATPase IM. The record is from RefSeq and is a predicted model, not a curated record. Gene Ontology annotation, biological process: phospholipid translocation; Golgi organization. Lineage: Eukaryota; Metazoa; Arthropoda; Insecta; Lepidoptera; Tortricidae. Gene Ontology annotation, molecular function: ATPase-coupled intramembrane lipid carrier activity; ATP hydrolysis activity; magnesium ion binding. Bases 111 to 4031 code for a protein of 1306 amino acids. The transcript has 24 exons. Gene Ontology annotation, cellular component: trans-Golgi network; plasma membrane.
GAGUCUCGGCCCUGCGGCUCGGCGGAGCGCGCGUGCGGUCGCUGCUAGUGGUACGGUGCACCGGGGUGGCCGGGCGAGACGGGCGGCAUGGGGCGGCGGUAGCGGCGCGGAUGUGCGCGCGCUCGGAGGCGGUGGAGCUGGAGGUGCUGGGCGCGGAGGGCGAGCCGCGCCCGCCGCGCCCGCUGCGCCUCUCCCUACUCGAGCUGCUGGGCAAGCUGGUGCGACGCGAGCCCGCGCCGCCGCACCGCCGCAACCGGCACAACCAUCGCUUCCGCACCUUCGUCUCCUGCGAGAAUGAACGGAGAAUCAAAGCUAACAAUAGGGAAUACAAUGCCCAGUUCCGUUACGCUAACAACUACAUCAAAACAUCGAAGUAUUCGAUCAUAACGUUCCUGCCGCUGAAUUUGCUGGAGCAGUUUCAGCGGCUAGCCAACUUCUACUUCCUGUGCCUGCUGGUGCUGCAGCUGAUCCCCGCGAUCUCGUCGCUCACGCCCAUCACCACCGCCAUUCCGCUCAUCGGCGUGCUCGCGCUCACCGCCGUCAAGGACGCCUACGACGACUUCCAACGUCACCAAAACGAUUCCCAAGUGAAUCACCGGCGCGCGAAGACGCUGCGCAAUGGCAAGCUCGUGGAAGAGAAGUGGGCGUCUGUUCAGGUGGGAGACGUCAUCCGGCUGGAGAACGACCAGUUCGUGGCCGCCGACAUCCUGCUGCUCAGCAGCUCGGAGCCCAACGGGCUCUGCUACAUUGAGACUGCUGAGUUGGAUGGGGAGACGAAUUUAAAAUGUCGUCAGUGCCUUUUGGAGACGGCCGCGAUGGGCCAGGACGACGCACAACUGGGCGCCUUCGACGGCGAGAUCGUCUGCGAGACACCCAACAAUCUACUUAAUAAGUUUGACGGCACGCUGACUUGGCGCGAGCGAGUGUUCUCCUUGGACAACGACAAGAUCCUUCUGCGGGGCUGCGUGCUGCGCAACACCUCGUGGUGCUACGGCGUGGUCGUGUUCGCCGGCAAGGACACCAAGCUCAUGCAGAACUCCGGCAAGACCAAGUUCAAGCGCACCAGCAUAGAUAGGCUACUUAAUUUUCUUAUUAUAGGGAUAGUGUUCUUCCUGCUGUCAAUGUGCGUGUUCUGCACGGUGGCGUGCGGCGUGUGGGAGUGGCUGGUGGGGCGGCACUUCCAAGCAUAUCUACCGUGGGACUCGCUGGUGCCCGUGGAGCCUGUGUCGGGCACCGUCGUCAUCGCGUUCCUCGUGUUCUUCUCUUACGCCAUCGUGAUGAACACUGUUGUGCCUAUAUCGCUAUACGUUUCCGUCGAAGUAAUAAGAUUUGCGCAGAGUUUCCUCAUCAACUGGGACGAGAAGAUGUAUUACGACAAGACCGGGACGGCCGCCAAGGCGCGGACGACCACGCUCAACGAGGAGCUCGGUCAAAUCCAAUACAUAUUCUCGGACAAAACGGGCACGCUGACACAGAACAUAAUGACGUUCAACAAGUGCUCGAUCGCGGGCGUGUGCUACGGCGACGUGGUGGACGAGCACACGGGCGAGGCCAUCGAACUCAACGAGAGCACGCAGCCGCUGGACUUCUCGUUCAACCCCGAGUACGAGGCGGAAUUCAAGUUCUUCGACGAGUCGCUGCUGCUGGCCGUGCAGCGCGGCGACCAGCACGUGCACGACUUCUUCCGGCUGCUCGCGCUGUGCCACACCGUCAUGCCGGACCAGAAGAACGGCCGGCUCGAGUAUCAGGCGCAAUCUCCAGACGAGUCGGCGCUGGUGUCCGCCGCUAGGAAUUUCGGUUUCGUGUUCAGAGAACGCGCGCCUAAUAGUAUUACUAUAGAAGUUAUGGGUAAGACAGAGGUGUAUGAAUUGUUGUGUAUAUUAGAUUUUAAUAAUGUUAGGAAAAGAAUGUCCGUGAUAUUGAGGAAGGAUGGUGAAAUUAGGUUAUAUACAAAAGGUGCUGAUAACGUAAUAUAUGAAAGGUUAAAAGGAAACCAAGACGGAGUGAAGUCGAGGACGCAGGAGCAUUUAAAUAAAUUCGCGGGCGAGGGUCUACGCACGCUUGCGUUAGCGUGGCGGCCGCUAGACGAGCGCGGCUUCGCGGAGUGGAAGCGACGGCACCACACGGCGGCGCUAGCCUUACACGACCGGGACGAGCAACUCGACGCCAUCUACGAGGAGAUCGAGACAGACCUGCUGCUGCUGGGUGUUACAGCAAUUGAAGACAAAUUACAAGACGGAGUACCUGAAACGAUAGCAAAUCUUAGCAUGGCGGGCAUCAAAAUAUGGGUGCUCACCGGAGAUAAACAAGAGACGGCGAUAAACAUCGGGUACUCGUGCCAGCUGCUGACGGACGACAUGGCGGAGGUGUUCGUGAUCGACGGCGUCGCGCACGACGACGUGGAGCGACAGCUCGCCAAGUGCCGCGACUCCAUCCGCGUAGUCAACACCUUCCUGCCGCCCGGCACUAGUGGCGGGUCGGCGGGCACGGCCGCGGCGGGCGCGCCGAACGGGGCGGGGAUGCCGCGCGGCGGCGCCUCGCCCGGGCGCGCCGCCGGCGUCAAGCUCAACGCGCCCGCCGUGUCCGUCGUCACAUUUAGCAACGAGUACGCGGCGGGCGGCGGGCCGGCGUCCGCGGACUCGCACGAGCACGGCAACGACGACACCAACGGGUUCGCCAUCGUCAUCAACGGACACUCGCUGGUUCACUGCCUACACCCCAAGCUCGAGGAGAAGUUUCUCGAGGUGGUGCUGCACUGCCGCUCGGUGAUCUGCUGCCGCGUGACGCCGCUGCAGAAGGCCAUGGUGGUGGAGCUGAUCAAGAAGGCGCGCCGCGCCGUCACGCUCGCCAUCGGCGACGGCGCCAACGACGUCUCUAUGAUCAAAGCGGCGCACAUCGGCGUGGGCAUCUCCGGGCAGGAGGGCAUGCAGGCGGUGCUGGCGGCCGACUACUCCAUCGCGCAGUUCCGCUUCCUGCAGCGGCUGCUGCUGGUGCACGGCCGCUGGUCCUACUACCGCAUGUGCAAGUUCCUGCGCUACUUCUUCUACAAGAACUUCGCCUUCACAGUGUGCCACUUCUGGUUCGCGUUCUUCUGCGGGUUCAGCGCGCAGACGGUAUUCGACGAGAUGUUCAUCUCGGUGUACAACCUGUUCUACACGUCGCUGCCGGUGCUGGCGCUGGGCGUGUUCGAGCAGGACGUGUCGGACGCCACCUCGCUGCAGUUCCCCAAGCUCUACGUGCCCGGGCACACCUCGCAGCUCUUCAACAAGACCGAGUUCAUCAAGUCCACGCUGCACGGCUGCUUCACAUCGCUGGUGCUGUUCCUCAUCCCGUAUGGUACUUACAAGGAUGGACUGGCGCCCGACGGCAAGAUCCUCUCCGACCACAUGCUGUUGGGAAGCGUCGUGGCGACGAUACUAAUCAUAGACAACACGACGCAGAUCGCCCUGGACACGACGUACUGGACGGUGUGCAACCACGUGACGAUCUGGGGCUCGCUGGUGUCCUACUUCGUGCUCGACUACUUCUACAACUACGCCAUCGGCGGGCCCUACGUCGGCUCGCUCACCGUCGCGCUCACGCAGGCCACCUUCUGGUUCACGGCUGUGCUCACUAUGAUAAUCCUGAUGGUGCCGGUGGUGUCGUGGCGGCUGGCGUGGUCGGUGUCGCGGCCCACGCUGGCGGAGCGGCUGCGCGCGCGCCAGCGCUGGCGCGAGGCGGCGCCCGCGCCGCGCACGCCCUCCGCGCGCCGCGUGCGCCGCUCCAUGCGCUCCGGGUACGCCUUCGCGCACCAGGAGGGCUUCGGGCGUCUCAUCACGUCAGGCAAGAUCAUGCGGCGCAUCCCGCACGCGGACGCGGCGCUGCACGCGCUGGCCGCGCUGCCCGGCAAGUUCAGCGCGCGGCCCGCCACGCCGCCCGCCGAGCCCGACCCGCCCGCCUCCUCCCCGACCUCCCCCGCCUCCCCCACCUCCCCCGGCACUCCCCCCAGCCCCAGGGCACCCAAGCAGGAUCUCGACUCCGUCGACUUAUGAGCGCCGCCGACCCGCAGGACUGUAGUUCGCUAGUGCCCGUGUGUGUGAGCGAAGCGUGCCGGACUGUGCGUGUAUGUACGUGUACGCGACCCGUGCGAUCUCGGGGCCGAGGGCCCCUUUUGUACUUUAAUAUUUAUUCGGCCCGGGGCGGCCGUGAUUUCCUUAAAAAGACGAAAUGUACAAUAUAAUAUCGAGAGUAAAGUUUGUAAAUACUGAGAGGGUUACGAACGAACCAUAAUUUUUUAAAUAGACGGCAUAAUGUCGUCGCGACUCAUAUUGUGAUAACGUUACUAGAGUUAAAAUUCGUAUUAUAUUAUUACCUAUAUUAAAUUAUAUUUGUUGAUCGAGAGUAUAUAUUGAUAGAUAUUUAUUAUGGUACGUGCUAAGAUUACUCUUUUAUAUCGGAAAGCGUAGUAUUUCGUAAUAUUUGUUUACGUGUUAGACGACCUAGUUCCGUUCCGCAGCACUCCCGAUCGUUCGGUAUCGUUUCAUUAGUUGCGGUCCCGGCGACCGUUCGCAAUCCAUUAGAACAAUAUUAGUCGUAGUGUCACGAUACCUUCUAUAAUCUCGAUGAUAAUUCCUCGAAUCGGCUUAUUAUUCUUUCUUUUUGAAUUUGUUGUUUUCUACUAAUUUCAUUGAACUUUGUUACAUGUUUUGUCUGUUGAUUUCUCUUAAGAGCUUAAUGUUUUCAAAUGAUAUUUAAUUGUCGUCUAUGUGUCCGAAAACUUAGAAAAAUGUGCAUUUAAACUGAACUGUCCAAUUCCGCAAGCAGUGAAAACGCCACAUUCAUUGUAAAAUUUAAGACAUCAAUUUGUUAUUGUUGUGCCAACAACAUUGUAGCCUAAGUGUAAUUUAUUACUCACUGUUUGCUUGAUAUUGAAAAAGUACCAAUUGAAGUGGGUAUUUAUAAGCUGUACAGUUGAAAACUAAGCUGAUCGUCCUAUAGUAGUAACCGAUCCGUGUAAAUGAUUUAUCGAUGCCGAAAAUGAAACUUGAUGCCGAGUACGCGCGAGAGCGCGCCACAUGCCUUAAUAUCAUAUAAAAUUGGAUGUUGCAUUUUAACUGCAUGCGAAUUGAAACAUGAAUUUGCUUUGGAAUCGAUUUUUUAAUAAAAAAUAUAAUUCUUA